Molecule: messenger RNA, 3125 nt
Organism: Labrus bergylta (ballan wrasse)
Lineage: Eukaryota; Metazoa; Chordata; Actinopteri; Labriformes; Labridae
Source: RefSeq, a predicted model, not a curated record
GUCCUUCCCUUGCAAGUUCUUCCACAGAAGAGGAAAAUGUUUGCAGGGAGAAGAUUGCAAAUUUUCCCAUGAGCCUCUGAGUGACCUCACCAAGAGACUGUUGGAUGAGGCACUAAAACGAGAACAGGAACUUUAUGAACUGGCAAAGAAAGCUGAACGAGAGUCGUUGGAGCAGCCAGUGAAUACAGACGAGUCCAAAAAUAUAGAUGCAGAUGAACCCCCUGAUAUACUCUCUCAACCACUGAGGCCUAACUUUUAUCAGCAUGUAGAGACAAACGCUGAGAAUGAAUCCUCGUCGACGCAAUUGGAAAAAGAACCAACUGAAAACGUAAAGGAAGAAGAAAAAUCACAUUCGUCAGACGUUGCCCAACCUCCCAGUUCUCCAUCAACUUACUCCGAUCACAAGGAGCCAGUUUCUUAUUCAGUUGAAGCGGUGCUCGGACCUCAACUAUCAAAACCUUUCUCUCGUUUCUUCACAUCUACAAGAAGUCAAGAAUCUGCUCCCCAGCCUCCUUCUGACAGCACCCCGGUGUCCGCAUACCAAAGCUUGAUUCCCUACUCUGUUGAAGCUGUUCUCAAGUCUUUCAAACCAGUCGAAACACCCAAUCCUCCUCCUGCACAAACUUUAUCCUAUACACCAAAAGCCAACUUGGCAGAAAGCGCUUAUUCUCCGUUAAUCUCGGAUAUACAAAAUAAGAAGGGUCUGGUAUUCAGUAAAUGAAGGAAACAAAUCCCAGGACAAAAUGUUCAAGAGCCUGCCAUCCCUCCAAACACACACAGGUCUGACUUCAAAGGCACUUCCUGAUCUUAUUCUGGACUCUGAGGAUCACAAGACACAAGUUUUGAAUAUGCAAGAAUCCCCGAAACCUGUUCAUGAAGUCAAAUCUGAGUCGUUUCAUUCUCAGAAGUUUUUUUUCUCCAAUAGCAAAGGAGACGUCAAAGAAAGUGUGCAUCUAUCUACAGAAAACAAACCCUCUGUAAACUGUAAAAGUAUUUUUCAAGUGGCACCCGAUAAGCCCAGAACAGUUUUUCCAAGUGCCUCUAGUCUAUCUUCUGAAAAUCAGAUGAAGCCAAAUCUCUUUGCUCUCACGUCUGACUCGGGAGCUUCUUUUAAGCCGUAUGGUUUUCCCACAGGUUUCACAAAGUUCUCAAGUAGAGCUGCUGUUCAUACCAAACCAGUCUCCAUCUCUGUCAAGUCAAGUGAAUCUGCCGACCCUGCCAGUCACCUCGCAGCCAAACGACCCCCCGCGAGCGACCCGGCACGCUGCAGCAGUAACGGGCCGCAGGUUGGUCGUCUGGCAGGUGGAUGUAAACCGGCCCUGAGAACAUCCUUUCAUAACCUCUUUGCAAGCCCGAUCACUGACUCCAUGAAGCCUAAAAGUGAUUCUGUAACAACUUCCACUUCUCCUAAAGGCUCGAUUCAAUCUCCUGGUCCUGAUCUAAAGUCGGCAUGUUUGAAAAGUAAUCCUCUUCUUACUGUGGUUAACCCUGACAAAGCCCCCACUCUGUCCUUUGUCAGCCUUUUUGAAGCGCCUCUCAAUGACGCUCCUCUCCCAGGAGUAUCCACACCAAAUUAUCCAAAGACUUCCUCUGCUUCAGAAAAGACAGUCCAGACGGUCGAUGAUUUGAAAGAAAUCUCUCGUAAGCCAAAAUUCCUUAAAAUCUCCUCGAAACCUAAAAUAGAAAAUGAAGGCACUUCAGCUGAACGUAAAAAUCUGAUUAUGAAUCCCGCCUGUGGCCUUGUACCUGGUUCCGUCAGCGAGUGGUCUUCCAGUCCAACUCCUUGUAUUACGAGUGAAACUACAACCCGUGCUGAUCAUCAAAUGCCUGAAAUGUCACUCGGUAAAGAUGUCCCUGCAAGUUCAAUUCUGAAGACUCUGUUUCUGCACUUGAGCCCGUACCACCAGAAUGAAGAGCAACAGGACAGUGUUCAGAUCGGAAAUGAAACUAAGGACAAAAUGAAUAUAGAGGUCUUGGAGAAGCAACAGAAGAAGAGAAAGGCAAAGGGCAGGAGAUGGUAGGCCAUCAGCUGGGAAAGAGCACAGCAACCUAUCCGAGUGGAAGUACACCACAGACCACUGAGACAACAGAACAGCAGUCCUCUCAUCACAUCUCCCCGCAGGCAGCAGGUGUGUCCACCCUCAGCACUCCAGGAUUAUAUCAGUUGAGAGACUCUGGAAAGCACAACUUCCCAUUGAAAACGCUGACGCAGCAUCACAUCGGAUGACAUCAGAGGAAGGACGGGCGAAUGAGAACAUGGUGACCUAACCACUCAUGGAGCUUUUUAAGACUUUAGACACCAAAGUUAUUAAACUCCGGGAGUUUUUGGUGUAAAAUCAAACAAAAGUACAGAUGAAUAUUAUAUUGAAUCAUGAAAACAUGCACAGGCAUAAUAAAACUUCACUAUGUUUAUUUAAAAUCAACAAACUGUAUGAGCCACCAGGAUUGUAUCUUGUGAAUUGUUUUUUGUUUAUUAUAGAACAUGAACAUUUUGUUUGUUUUCUGUCAUCAGAGAAGAAAACUGUCUGUACACAGAUGUGUGUAUCAAUGCAAGAGAGAGCAAAACACUCGUAAUAUGUUCUGCCUAAUUUAAACCUGCACUGUGGUGUGUGUCUCUACAUUUAGAGGUGCAUCAAACAUUGUGCACUCCUUCUUUAAUAUCCGAUCUCCAAUGAGGAAAAUCUCCUGCAAUAGUCACAGGCCAGGUUUGAGAUGUGUGCUGGUCUCUAGAGUAAAACAAAAAAGGACUCAACUCAAGGUUUUCUUUCAAUGCCAUCUUUUACAGAAGAUAGAAGUUGGACAAUGACAAAUGAGACAUUUUAUCAACACAUCACAAAUUCUAUAGUCUGUAUAGAGAUUUUAUUCCCAUGAACAUUAAAGAUAUACAUUUACAGUACAUGUUUCUAUGACUUAUUAACACGAUCAGAUGCUAUAAAAAAGAAAGCAGCCUCAGCUUGUGAGAGGGGUGAGUAAAAGUAAGGUAUGAAGGGUAUUCAAUCAGAAGCAUUACACUCAAGUUUAAAUUGUAAGUGUCUGUGUACAGUAUCAUUUAGGAAACUCAAACAGUUCUGAGCAGCAACAUGCUCGUUGCAGAGUUAAAUUAUUAAACAUUCUGAUUUGAUUAA